Messenger RNA from Rangifer tarandus platyrhynchus (Svalbard reindeer), 375 nucleotides. The record is from the annotation of a GenBank genome assembly. NCBI's taxonomy places the organism in Eukaryota, Metazoa, Chordata, Mammalia, Artiodactyla, Cervidae.
AUGCUAGGAGUCUCCCGGCAGCAACUGGAGAAAGCAGACACUCCCCACCGCGCGGCCUUUGAGACCCAUCGCAUCUGCUCCCCACCUACUCCGCUGGCCCCCAUCGCCGCAGAGGACCCCGGCUCGGCACCCCCAUGCCCCACGCAGGGGCUCGGGGAGCACCCCGCGUUCCUUGCCCGCCCCCACAACCCUGCGGCCAAGCUGGAAUGCCUCCUCCCCCGACAGCCCCACUCCGCCCACCACCCCUCCACCCCACCCCACCCCACCACAGCCCUAGCAAACUCCUACUCAUUCCUCUGCCCCAGCUGCAAGCGAAGAAGCUUCAUCCGUGAAACACUCCAGACCCCCACCCCCCCAACCCCAAGGCUGACUUAG